AUGGUGCUCCAAUACCUCAGUACCACGAUGGGCUUCUCAUGUCCGGCGCUGCGGCCGCCGUCGCUACUGCCGCGCCUGCCGUACCCGGCGUCCCGCUUCGAGCCACUCGACCAGCCAGCGCCGCUGCCACAUCAUGCGCUGGCCACAGACCUCGAGAACGACGGCGCCGUCGUGCUCAUUGCCGCGCGAUCCAAAACGACGCUCUUGACAAAGGACAUGUCUCGGCGGCUCGAACAGUUGGCCGUUGCGGGCAGCGAGCACCCGCUGAUUGCGCCCGUGAUUGGCAUCUUUGACGCCGGGGCGACAUGGAACGUCGUCUACUUCCUGCAUGCCCGCCUCGCACCAAUGCGUACGCUCGCCCAAGACGUCGCUUCGAAAGAUGGCUACACCGAGGCGCAGCUCCACCGCAAGGCGUUUGCGCUUGUCGACGCGCUACACUAUUUGCAUACGCGUGGCAUCGUCCAUGGCAACCUCACCAUCCACCACCUCUACAUUGCUGGCGAUCGCUUGCAGUUGCUGCUGCCGCCGUUCCUGGACUUGCACACGUCAUCGGCCAUGCACCCGCCGACACCCCACUGCAAAGCCGCCGAUAUCUUUGCGUUUGGGGCGCUUAUCUACCUCUUGACGACGGGCCACGACCCCCACCUCGAUGUGAUUCGAGACUCGGUUGCGCUGCAGUCGCUCACAGUGCCCGCGCAGACACUCGUGCUCGAGUGUCUCUCCCAUGACUUGAGCCUCCGCCCCACGACCACGAUGCUCUUGCAUCGGCAGUGGUUCUCCUUUCAAAAGCCAACAAGCCAUCGGUACACGCCGCCUCGGUCGUUCCCGUCGCUGCAUUCGUCUUCGUCCUCGUCGCUCGACGACAAGGAAACACUCGUCAAGAUGCCGGACGUGACCAAGCCACUCGCGGGGGCCACCGCCUUGGUAGUGCCAUCGUCCGGAGGGAAGAGUGGGAGUCUCCUUGACACCGGUAGUCCUUUGCUGUCGGACGAGCCGCUCGCCGUGUACACGGCAUUUGAUGCGCCGAGCUACGAUUGUGCUGUGCCAGCGUACCAGCCGUUCACGUACACAGCGGCGCCAGCGUCGACCACGCGCCGGCUGACCAAUCACAUUCGCACGACGCACCCCGUCGCACGGUCACUGCAGCUGCCCGUGCACUUUAGUGCGUUUGGCCCACCGGCGUGGGACGCCAAGUGCCGCGUGUUUAUUUGGGCGUGUGCACCGCACCAAUUCGAAGACAUGCUGGCGAUGGCGCUCGACGAAGGCGUCGUCGAGACCGGGCGCCUCUCGCGCGGUCUCCGGGUCACCCACGGCACGAUGAUCACGAUCGCGAUCGAGCCGUGCGUCGGCCUCACAGUUAUCGGCGAGUCGGCCAAGUCGUUUCAAUGGGUCGAAGAAAUGGAAAAGGUCUUCUUUGACCUCAAGCGAAUCGAGGCGGACGAUGACGUUGGUCGGCUCUGUCGCGCCCGCGUCAUUGUCGGCACCCACGUGGCCAUUUUGCACUUUACAAUCCCGCCGCCAACAAUUCUUCGUCACCAGCGUCAGGAAGACGAAUCCGAAGCACGUGUCGUGACAUACCCGUCGACGUACACACCAUUGGACGCGCCGCCGCGCGAGGCCAUGGCGAUUCCGCUCUCGUCGCUCACGCUUCUCGAGCCGAUUGGCGCCGGGUCCUUUGGGACAGCGUACCGAGCCGUCUACAACAACACUGAUGUUGUCGUCAAGAAGCUCAAGACGGACGUGCUAUCGAGCGUGUCACGCCACGAGUUUCUGCACGAAGUGCGCGCGCUCUCCAUGCUCGGCAAGCACCCGCACGUGGUUGAGUUCAUCGGCGCCUGCGACGACGACCUCGCGCUUGUGAUGGAGUAUGUGCCCAACGGCAGCGUCGAGUCGCUCUUGUACGACUCGGAAUACCGUACGUACGGCGCCUACCCGCGCACGAUCUUUGCGCGCGACGCUGCGCACGGCGUGCUCAACAUCCACCAAGGCUCGUUUCUGCACCGGGACAUAGCCGCUCGCAACUGCCUCUUGGACGCGGAUUUUCACGUCAAAGUGUGUGAUUUUGGUCUCUCGCGGCCCAUCGACCGCAUGGGCCACGUUCUGGACCAGCCGGGGUUCGGGCCGCUGAAAUGGAUGGCCCCCGAGAGCUUGGAGCUCCCCCACGUCUUUUCGCCGGCGUCGGACGCCUAUAUGUUUGGCGUCCUCCUCUACGAGAUCAUGGUCGGCACCGAGCCGUUUGGCCGCGACAUGCCGCCGCAGGAAGCCGCGGCGCUUGUGCUCGAGGGGCACCGGCUCAGCAUCGACGCGGUCUCGGCGUGCCCUGACGAGCACCGCGCCCUUCUCGCCGCGUGUCUGCGCUCAGACCCGCAAGCGCGACCGAGUAUGAUGGACAUUGCGCGCACGCUCGACGACUGGCUCCGCGCCAACGCUCUCUCCAAGUAGACGUUUUGCAGCUGUAGAAAGAACAUGGGACGUGUAUUUAUCAACUGA
Messenger RNA from Saprolegnia diclina VS20, 2490 nucleotides. RefSeq names its product TKL protein kinase. The coding region runs from base 1 to 2442 and encodes 813 amino acids. Lineage: Eukaryota; Oomycota; Saprolegniomycetes; Saprolegniales; Saprolegniaceae. Gene Ontology annotation, biological process: protein phosphorylation. The transcript has 11 exons. The record is from RefSeq and is a predicted model, not a curated record. Gene Ontology annotation, molecular function: ATP binding; protein tyrosine kinase activity.